Verticillium dahliae VdLs.17 is the source of this 596-nucleotide messenger RNA. RefSeq lists its product as uncharacterized. The transcript has a single exon. The record is from RefSeq and is a predicted model, not a curated record. Bases 219 to 539 code for a protein of 106 amino acids. NCBI's taxonomy places the organism in Eukaryota, Fungi, Ascomycota, Sordariomycetes, Glomerellales, Plectosphaerellaceae.
CAAAAGAAAACAUGCGCCCCCGUGCCUGGGAAGGGGAGGGGGCUUUCACUGACUAUCUGAUGCUGAGCUAGUGAGGCCAGUAAGUUGCGAAGGGAAACCCGUCCGUUCUUAUUCCUAGCUUUCCUGUUUCUUCCCGGACAUUUCUUUACCCCAUGUGAUAUGGCUGGUGGACCUUUGUCAAAAACACCGCCAAAUUCCCUCUGCCUGUCUUCCCCCUCAUGAUUCGCCCGAGCUGGAAGAGACAAAGAAAAGAAAUAAGAAAAACCCGAGAGCAGACUGGGUUGCCCCUAGUAAAACAAAACUGCCCUCCCUUCUGUUGCACGCUUGGCAGGCAUGGUGGAAGGCAUGGCCUGGCUCCGUGUAUCGUGUGUGCGAGUCCUCUGCAACGGGUGUUCGUGGCGAAACCACCAAUGUGCAGGAAGAGACGGAAGGCCGAGGCCAAAACUGGCAUGAGAUCCUCCCAUCGGCACCAGUGCAGAGACAAAAUCAUGGAUGCCUUGCGUCUGCCAACGCGCUGCAUUCUUGACUGCCUGUGGUAAAUAUCCUCCACACAAACUUGCCGUCCGAGAACCAAGAACAAAAAAAGAGCAUCGUGU